Molecule: messenger RNA, 7632 nt
Organism: Macrosiphum euphorbiae (potato aphid)
Lineage: Eukaryota; Metazoa; Arthropoda; Insecta; Hemiptera; Aphididae
Source: the annotation of a GenBank genome assembly
AUGGACGUGCUCAGACACGAGAGGUACCUGGCAUUAUUGAUACUAAUUAUAUCAUUUAACAUCUCGGUAUCGUUGACCAAACAGCAUCACCUCCGACAUGGUCGACACAAAAGACAACAAUGGAACAAUACAUUUAGCAGCUCCGGAUUCGUACCAGAAUAUCAUGUUUAUCUGGACGGCAGUACCUCGGAGAGUGGUGAAUGGAGUCCGUGGUCCGACGAUAGUCAAUGUUCCCGUAGCUGUGGUGGAGGAGUCGCGUUUCAAACCAGGAGAUGUCUGACAUACAGACAAGACGGUUCCGAAGAUUGUACAGGAUCAUCGAAAAGAUAUUAUUCCUGUAAUAUUCAAGAAUGUCCCAGAAAAAGUCUGGAUUUCCGACUGGAACAAUGCGCUGCAUUUAACCGAGUACCAUUUGAAGGAUUGACAUACGAGUGGGUUCCCUACACCAAAGCUCCGAAUAAAUGUGAACUGAAUUGUAUGCCGAAAGGGGAACGAUUUUAUUACAGACAUAGAAAUAAAGUAAUCGAUGGUACAACGUGUGAUGAAGAAAAAUUGGACGUUUGCGUCGAUGGAAAAUGUUUGUCAGUGGGAUGUGAUAAUCUAUUGGGUUCACCGGUAAGAGAAGAUCGUUGUCGAAACUGCGGAGGAGAUGGAUCCAACUGCAACACCGUCCAAGGAAUAUUGGACAUGAAUGAUUUACAGUAUGGCUAUACGGAUAUACUUCUGAUUCCAGCAGGUGCUACUAACAUAAGAGUAAGGGAAAUUCAACCAUCUAAUAAUUAUUUAGCAAUUAGAAACAUUUCUGGACACUACUACUUAAAUGGUAAUUGGAAGAUCGAUUAUCCUAGAAGUCUGAAAAUCUGCAAUUCCGUUUUCCAUUAUGAGAGGAAAAAGCGAGCACUUUACACACCUGAAAUAAUUACAUCUUUAGGACCAAUUUCAGAAGCCAUUUAUAUCGUGUUACUGUAUCAAGAAGCUAACCCCGGAAUCGAAUACGAAUAUAGCAUCCCAACUAGUGCUGCAAAACUAACAUUAUCCAAAGGAUACGGUUGGAUAUAUAAUGAGUUUACUGAAUGCAAUACGACUUGUGGCGGAGGUACAAGAACUCGAAACGUUUGGUGUGCUCAAAAGAACGACUCUAUGCCUGUACCCACAGAACUUUGUGACCCAGGUUUGGAACCAUUAAAAUCACAAUCAUGUUCAAUGGAACCAUGUCCACCUAAAUGGGCUCCAGCUAAUUGGACAUUAUGUACACACAAAUGUGGACAAAACGGAACACAAACUAGAGAAGUUGGAUGUGUGCGAAGAAUCAAUGGUGUUGAUGUUCCCGCAGAUAGUAACUAUUGUGAACAGUAUGAUGGAACUAAGCCGGCCACUGAACAACCAUGUAAUGUGGGGCUAGAAUGUCCAUUAUGGCACACUGAUCCUUGGAAACCAUGUAAUCAACUUUGUGGGGCAGGUAAACAAACCAGAAAAGUUAGUUGCUACAGAAAAGUGGAUAGAAAAAUUAUUGUCUUAAACGAUGACGAAUGUGAUACUAAAAAACCAGACACAGAAAAAAAAUGCCAGCUACGUCCAUGUGAGGGCGUCGAUUGGGUGACUUCUGCGUGGUCAGGAUGUGGUGAUUGUAAUUUGGAUUUCGAAACUAGACAAGUGAUUUGUGCAAAUGCUAAAGGAAAAUUAUAUGAUACUAAAUUUUGUAAGAAUUCAAAAUAUCCAGAAGUCAUACGAAAUUGCACUCCUUCAGAUGCAUGCGAGUAUCAGUGGUACGCCACUCAAUGGAGUGAGUGUUCAUCAAAAUGCAGUACUGGGAAACAAAUUAGAAAAGUUUUUUGUGGAUCUUUAGUUGGUGAAUCGAUCAAAAAAGUUGAUAAUGUAAAAUGUGAUCCAAGCAAAAAAUAUGAAGAUACUAAAAACUGUACUGGAAAAGAAACAUGCAAAGGAGAAUGGUUUUCAGGCCCUUGGACUGCAUGUUCAAAACCUUGCGGUUCUGGAGAAAAGAGUAGGAAGGUAUUUUGUAUGGCUGGAAACUCCACUGUGGACGCUAGUCAGUGUAAACCUGAAACACUUUUAUAUACUAGUGAUGAAUGUAAUAAACAGCCUUGUGGUGAAGAUCAAAUUAUGCCUGUUGAGUCUAAGAAACCAAUUACUGAAGAAGAUACGCUCGAAGAAGAAGAAUGUGAAGAUGAAAUGAUAACUGUUACACCAUUUGCAAUUGAACCGGAUUAUGAAGCUACAACAUCGUCCUACACACAAUCAUCCGAUGAUAAUAUGAUUGAUACAGAUUCAAAAAUUACAAUGAAAUCCGAAGAAUCAAAUAUAUUUACUACAGAUUCAAUAAGCACUGAAAAAGGAAGCACUGCUCCUUCAGAAAUAAAAGUAACAUCUACAGAAAAAAAACAAAACUCUAAUACUACUACUACCCCAACCAAACGCAAAAGGAGACAAGCAAUCGUAGAUUCUAAAAUUACUUUUGCUAAAACUUCUGAUAUCCCUAACAUUGCAAAUGAUUUAUCGAGUACGUUUGAAUCCUCCUCGACCAUUAUUUCAACAACGGAUAUGUCAACCACUGAUAUAUCAACCACAGAUAUUUCAACAACCGAUCCAACAACUAUUGACACGCCAACUACAAUUGAUGUUUCCUCGACAGUUGACACUGUUACACCAGUUUCUUCAUCAUCACCGUCAACAUCUCCUGAACCAACAACAAUUACAUCUCAGACUGAAACACUUCAAACGGAAACAAUGACGAGUAAUGGAAAUAUAUCAUCUUCAGUGGAUAUUUCAUCAUCUACAGCUGAAUCUAGUACCGAAAAUAGUGAUAAAACGACUCCUAUGGAGUUAACAACUGUGUCAAUGUCUUCAACUGAUACAGAAAGCACUGCCGUAUCUGAUUCAAUUACUGAAGCAAGUACAGAUGCAAUUUCCAGUACUGAUAUUACAUCAACCAUCAACUUACCAUCAAGCACCGAGCUAUCUACAUCUCUUUCAUCGUCAGAAACAAUCGCAUCAUCAAGCGAGAUAUCAGUUAGCACUUCUGAUUAUACUAGUGAAACAUCUGUAGCUAUGACAACAUUAACUGCAGUCACUAAUUCAACAAAAAAAACGAAUCCAUUAAUUGCGGCUUCAAAGAAGAGCAAACGUAUUUGUAAGAAGAAAAAGAAAUUGGUUGGUUGCCAAACAUCAGAAUUUGGAUGUUGUUUUGAUGAAAAAACGCCUGCUAAAGGACCGUUUAGUGCUGGUUGCCCAGAUGUACAUACUUGCAAAGACACAGAACAUAACUGUUGUUCGGAUGGUGUGACUCCUGCAACUGGUCCUAAAAAUGAAGGGUGUCCCCCUUCAGUGUGCAACGCUACUUUGUACGGUUGCUGUACGGAUGGCUAUAGUAUUUCACUAGGAAAUGAUUUUGAAGGAUGUCCUGUUGAAGUAACUACACCUGUAUUGACAACGACAUCGGCACCAGAUCUCGGAUGCAAAAAUACUCAAUUUGGUUGUUGUCCAAAUGGAAUGACUCCUGCUACAGGACCUAGUUUCCAAGGAUGUUAUGAAUGCGUUGAAGGAUCAGGAGAAUGUGAUUCGUGUUUAGAAACAGCCUAUGGUUGUUGUGCAGAUAAUGUUACUGCAGCUACAGGACCAAAUAUGACUGGUUGCCCUGAUUCCCAAGAUAAUUUGACAACUGAUGGUUUCAUAUCCAUAACAUCUACUUCAGAACCACCGACAGACUCAUGUCAAUUAUCAGAAUUUGGAUGCUGUCCUGAUGGAGUAUCAUCAGCAUCAGGGUAUAAUCUUGAAGGGUGUAUAGGAGUUGAUUUCGAUAAUUGUACUUAUAAUGAAAACGACACAGAAUGUUUAUCUGCAUGUGCUAAAGAACAAUUUGGAUGUUGUGAUGAUAAUACUACUGCUGCACAUGGGCCAAAUAAAGAAGGCUGUUGCCUAUAUUCCCAAUAUGGCUGUUGUCCAGACAAUAUAGUACCAGCCAAUGGACCUAGUCUACAAGGUUGUGGAUGUAUUUAUACGCCAUUUGGAUGUUGCCCAGACAAUACUACAACUGCUAGAGGACCAAAUAACUCUGGCUGUAGUUGCCAAUACACCGAACAUAAAUGCUGUCCAGAUAAUUUUACACCGGCUACAGGGCCUCAGUACCAAGGUUGUGCGUGCCAUACAUACCAGUUUGGUUGCUGUCCCGAUGGUAUUACUAAAGCAAUUGGUCCAAAUUCGCAAGGGUGUGGUUGUGAAUAUACUCAAUACGGAUGUUGUAGUGAUAAAAAUACACCAGCUCCAGAUGAAGCUAAAAAUUGUAGUUGCGAGGCAUCUAAAUAUGGAUGUUGUUUAGAUGGUAUAACUGAGUCUAAAGGUGAAAAUUUCGAAGGGUGUCAAUCUAAACCUAUUCUACCUGGAGAUAGAUGCAAAGAGUCCAAAGACCGCGGUAGCUGUUCAGAUUUCACUGUUAAAUGGUUCUUUGAUACUGAGUAUGGUGGUUGUUCAAGAUUUUGGUAUGGUGGAUGUAAUGGAAAUAAUAACCGAUUCAAAACCCAAGAAGAAUGUAAAGAUAUAUGUGUUGAACCAUCUGGCCGAGAUGUAUGUUACUUACCAAAAAGCGUGGGACCAUGUGAAGGAUAUUACCCUACUUGGUACUACGAUCAAGACCGAAAACAAUGUGCGCAAUUUGUUUAUGGUGGAUGCCUUGGUAAUAAUAACAAAUUCCAAACACGUGAAGAAUGUGAACAUCUUUGUGUUAUUCCUGAUACUUUGGAUCCUUGUGAGCAACCACUUACGCCUGGACCUUGUAAAGGUAACUUCUCACGUUGGUAUUAUGACAAAUCAACACGUUCCUGUUCUCAAUUUAACUAUGGCGGUUGUAAAGGAAGUCAAAAUAAUUUCUUGAAUAAAGAGUCAUGCAAUCAUAAAUGUAUAAACCCACUCAAAACCCAAGAAGAAUGUUUGAUGACUGUUGCUCGGGGUGAUAAAAAUUGUGAUAAGAAGAUCCCAAGGUGGUAUUUUGAUAAUAACGAAAACGCAUGUAAACCUUUCUAUUAUACUGGUUGUGGUGCCAAUGCUAACAAUUAUGAGACGCAAGAGUCUUGUGAAAAGAAAUGUCCAUCUAAGAGAAAAAUUGAUACAUGUAAAUUACCCGCUCUUGUCGGUGAAUGUCAUGACUACGUAAAUCGUUGGUACUUUAACUCUUUGGAUGGUCGUUGUAGACAAUUUUACUAUGGUGGUUGUGGAGGAAAUGAAAAUAAUUUCGAAACAGAAUAUAACUGUGAAAAUAAAUGUAUCGAUUCUGGCCGUAUUACAACUCUAGCACCUAGUCAAUUUUCAAUAGACAAAUGCUUCUUGCGCCAAGACCGAGGUAAUUGUAGCAAUAUGUCUUCCAAAUAUUUCUAUGAUAGACAAGACGGCGUUUGCAAACCAUUCAUGUACGGUGGUUGUGGAGGUAAUGAAAACCGUUUUGAUUCUAAACAAGAAUGUGAACAACAGUGUUUCGAAGCGCAAGAUCUAUGUCAGCUGCCGAAAGUAGAAGGACCGUGUAGAGGAGAUUUCAGACAAUGGUAUUAUGAUAAAAAUAGCGAUAGAUGUUUCCAAUUCCAAUAUGGUGGGUGUCAAGGAAACACUAACCGCUUUAAUGACCGACAAACAUGUGAAACACGUUGUGUACAAAAUACCGUAACAGUUGCUUCACCAGUAAUACCUGCAACACGACCAAGUGACGUUUGUCUAAUUCCGCUUGAUCCUGGUCCUUGUCUUCAAACUGUUGAUAUGUGGUAUUUCAAAACAUCCUCGAGACGAUGUGAAUCUUUUACUUAUAGUGGUUGUGAAGGAAAUGCUAAUAAGUUCCAAUCGGUUGAAGAAUGCGAAAGAAUUUGUCACCCAUAUAUUGAUCCAAAUGCAAAUACAGUUGUACAGGAAACACCAAAACCAGAUGAACGACAAAUAUCUACAGACAUUUGUGAAGCAGGGAAAUUACGUUGUAAACAACUUUCUGAAGAAGCAACCAGAUGUCCUUAUGGACUUGAACAAUGGAUUAAUUCUGUUGGUUGUGAAGACUGCAGAUGUUUUAAUCCUUGCUUGCCAGCACCAGAUCAAAAAUCAGUUUGCCCGGCAGAUUAUCAAUGUAUAGUGGACGUAAUUACGUCAGACAACGGAGACUCGAAAUACAAGGCCACGUGUAGACCAGUAUUCAAGCCAGGAGAAUGUCCUCAAAUUGCCGUCUACCAGAGCGACUGCGCUGAACAAUGUAGAACAGAUGCUGAUUGCGUGGGAGACGACAAGUGUUGUUACAAUGGAUGUGGUACUUUCUGCUUACGUCCUCAGCAAUCCACCUCAACGACGACGACGCCGUCGACGACCACUGCGGUUACUCAAGAAAAAGAAUCGCCUCCGCAAAUCGUCACCGUCGAUUCAAACGUAGAAGCUGAUGAAGGAAACUUCGCCACUCUCAGGUGCAUAGUCAUCGGUACACCUACGCCGACGAUCGUUUGGCAGAAGAACACCACACUGAUCGAUGGAUCGGGUGGUCAUUACAAGCUGUUUGCAGACGGUACACUACAGAUCAUUGGACUGUACAAAUACGAUUCGGGAGUGUACAUUUGCAUGGCCAGCAACGGUAUUGGUGAACCAAUCAGAAAAGAGGUUUACUUGACUGUCAGAGACCCGUCCCCAAGACCCGCGAAUGUUAUCGGCGAGGAGAGCACGGCCGUCAUCGUCGCCCUCAAUAGCCCCACUGUGCUGCAGUGUUACGCAGUCGGCUGGCCACGGCCGUUCGUCACUUGGUGGAGGGCCGACCGGAUGUUGCCGAUGACAUCCGAAACGUUCGAACAGCGGAACGACCAUUCGCUGUACAUCCGGAUGGUGACAAUCAACGUGCUUGGUCCGUACACGUGCCAAGUGUACAACGGCAUUGGUCGGGCGUCAUCGUGGAGCGUCACGCUCCAGGCGCACAGCACUGCCCUAAACCAACCGUACAAUCCCUACCUGGUGCCACCACCAAGGUACCCAGGCACCGGAGACGUGAUCCGACUCAAGCCGAUCGUCGUCAGACUCACCAGGCCGCCGCCCAUCUACAGGACGGUCACCUCGCAACGCUCCGACAUCGAGACCACGCAGGCGACGCAGCAAAAGGUCUUCACUGUCCCCGUACGAGUUAAUAUAUCUUUGCCUACCACAAUAAUCGCCGUCGGUUCGGACUUGACGAUCCCUUGUUCGGUGGACGGUUAUCCGAUACCCACUGUGACCUGGUACAAAGACGGGCAAAUACUACGGAACAAUGAACGGACUCAAGCGACCGAAAACAAGUUGGUUGUCGUCCGUACGAAUGCGUCGGAUUCGGGUUCUUAUAAAUGUGAAGCGUACAACUCGUACAGCUCCGACGAGAAAACCGUAAACAUUACAAUAGAAGGCUUGUACAUCCAUCCAAACUGCACGGACAGCCGGUUCUUCGCCAAUUGUUCUCUGAUCGUGAAGGGAUCCUACUGUAAUCAUCCGUACUACAAAAAGUUCUGCUGCGAGUCGUGCACGAGGGCCGGUCAGUUGCCGAACAACGAUUAUCAACCCAACUUCCCAUACAUCAGCAAUACAAUCAGACGGUUCAGAAGAGAUCUAGUCAACAAACUCCAGAGUUUGAACUUAUUCUGA